AUGAGAGCCAAGAGAGCCGCUGUUGGAAAGUCAGAGUACCGUAGCGCUUACCGCUGCAUCAGCAAUCAGAAGAGACAUGACAUUUGGCAGGAGAACGCCGAGUACCGUCAGGAACGGAGGAGAAGAGACCUCGGCCACGAAAGCUGGGAUUGGGAUACGAACUCAUCCGACGAAGAGUGCACGUGUGGCUGCGGCAUCAGCAACGCCUUGGUCCCGUACAAGGAUUCCACCAAAAGCAUGGGCGAUCUCCGGUUAGAAGAGGAGCAGUCGUCCGAAGACAGCAGCCCCCGGAAUUCGGCCAGCACUCGAAACCAGCCCCGGAGUCGUUUUGCUGACAAGUGUGUGUCUACCGAUGAUCUAGCGAGCUUCUUCGAUCAGUCGACUCAAACGGAUCGAACAGCUGCAAAAAGUGUCAGGGAGAAAAAACGGACGCCGAAGGUUAGAUUCACCGCUCCCGCCGACCAGCACCGGAGAAAUCCGGCGGGAACGAUUAAAUCCAGACCGAAUUCGGCCGUUUACACGUCGGAGUACCAGUCGAACUUCGCGCCGAUCCGCUUCUAG
Galendromus occidentalis (western predatory mite) is the source of this 561-nucleotide messenger RNA. RefSeq lists its product as uncharacterized. The coding region runs from base 1 to 561 and encodes 186 amino acids. Lineage: Eukaryota; Metazoa; Arthropoda; Arachnida; Mesostigmata; Phytoseiidae. The transcript has a single exon. The record is from RefSeq and is a predicted model, not a curated record.